AUGGUUUCACUUCUGUGGCUUGCCUUGGGCCUGUUCUCUGCCAAUGCUUCACCAAUACUAGAGCAGCGAGCAGAUAACACGGCAAUUGUGAACCUUGCAGCGUCCCGGGGGCCUUCAAAACAUGCUGCAUCUGGCUUUAUCUAUGGUAUUCCCGAUAAUAGUGGGCAAAUACCGUCCCACUACUGGACGGAUCUCGAUAUACGGAGUUGCCGCACUGGAGGGGCUCAACUUGGCGCUCCCAAUCGUGGUUGGGUAUGGGGAUUAGGAGAAUAUCGCGGCCGGUUUCUCUCAUCGCUCUCAAACUACCACGCCUGUCGUAAAUAUAAUGCCGAAGUAAGCUGGCUGGCACAUGAUAUCUGGGGAACCGACAAUACCAAUGCCAGCAGCGUUUGGCCUGGAGAUAACGGCAAAUGGGACGACUACGAAGAUUUUGUUCGCCAGCUGUUGAAUGAUCUCUAUACUAACAACGCCAUUGACGGCACAAUUUACGAGAUAUGGAAUGAGCCUGAUAUCAGCGUAUUUUGGAAGGGUAAGGGGGGUAUGCAGCAAUGGAUUGACCUGUAUGUCCGGACGCAUAAAAUCAUUCGUUCGGAUCCAAGGUUCAGCAACAUGAAGAUUGUUGGCCCUAGUUUGGCCCUUCGUCCAAAAGCGACAAAUGUCUGGUGGACGGAAUGGUUGCGCCAAGUGGCUGGCAACAACACGAUUCCUGACCAGUAUACGUAUCAUCUUGAAGGGAGCGAGACCGACACUGAUAAUGACCCGACUUUCACAAAUGCGAGUCUCUCAGCGCUUCUUAAGACUUACAAUGCUCCACAAAGGCAGAUAAAUGUCAACGAAUAUGCUCAAUACAAAGAGAUGGUCCCUGGGUCAUAUAUUUGGUGGAUUGCUGGACUGGAGCGCUUCGAUUUUAUUGGUUUACUAGGAAAUUGGCAGAGCGGAACAGUUUUGCACGAUCUUUUUGCCAAUCUUCUCACGAAGAAAGCCGAUCCGAAGAACUAUGCGGCUACAGACUACGCCCCAGCACCAGGCUACUGGGUCUAUCAUUAUUAUGCCACGAACAUGACUGGCAACCGAGCUACUGUCGAGAGAUCUGGUGACACGCAUCUAGAUGUAUAUGCCACCAUCGGAAAGGAUCGCGUGCGACUAAUUGUUGGUACAAAGCUUAGGAGCGGAACUUGGUAUGUUACUCUUAAUGGGUUAACAUCUGUGGGUAAACCAGCAUCUGGAUCCCUCUCUAUCAGUACAUGGGAAUUUGAUGGAAGCAACCCGCUUGCAGUCCAAGCAGCGCCUGUUUUUCGGAAUACUGUUGCGCACUCGUAUAGUGCCGGAUCUUUAACUUUUCCUAUAUAUCAAACUGACACUAUAGCGGGUUGGGCAUUUGAGUUUGAUCUUUAAUGGAGUAUUAAAUCGCAUUUGGAGAGUUCUACUCAAAAACAAAAAAGAACCCCCAAGAGAUACAGCGCUAAAAAUAAAU
Trichoderma asperellum CBS 433.97 is the source of this 1474-nucleotide messenger RNA. RefSeq lists its product as uncharacterized. Lineage: Eukaryota; Fungi; Ascomycota; Sordariomycetes; Hypocreales; Hypocreaceae. The record is from RefSeq and is a predicted model, not a curated record.